Messenger RNA from Prorocentrum cordatum, 2607 nucleotides. Lineage: Eukaryota; Dinophyceae; Prorocentrales; Prorocentraceae. The record is from the annotation of a GenBank genome assembly.
AUGCCUGUUGCCACUGAUAUUUUGAUGACCGUGUAUUUUCAAGUGUGGGCCAAGACUUGCGCGUGGACCACGUGGGCGCUGCACUGCUCCCGCUGCCGCGCGCUGCUGGAGCAAGAGGACUGCGUCUCCAGCGUCGACCUUGACAUGGCGGAGCGGGGUGAGCUGCGCGAGCAAGACCAAGACCUGAUCUGCUGCGCCCCGGGCAGGCAGCCAGAGGGCGCCUGGUGUGCGCGCGUGGUUCCGAGGGGUCCGCCUGGAGUGGCGUGGACUGAGCUGGGCGCGGCCGAUGACCGCCCAGAGGACUCGGUGGACUUCGCCGCACUCGGGGACGUCAACGAGCACAUGGCGGCGCCAGACGGCAUCGGGCUGCUCUUCGAGCAGCUGGCGCUCCUGGGCCCGCCACCCGCUCGCCGCGGCCUCGGCGCCGAGUGCCUGCAGGACGACAUCGACCUCCUCUUCGAGCAGCUCGCCGCCUCUGGCCCGCCGUCCACCCGCCGCGGGCCCGCCGCGGGCCUGGGCGCCGUGCGCGCGCUGGCGCUGGAGAAGCUCCACUCCGACCCUCCUGGGCGGGCUGGCCCGCCCGGCGGCGCCGGCUCGGCCCGCGAGAGGGACCAGGGCCCGCCCUGUGCGGCCUCCUGCGACCUGGAGCGCGGGCCUGGCCCAGCGUCGGGCGGGUGCGGCGGCGCGGCCUCGCUGGGGGUGGGCGCGCCGGGCUCCGCGGAGGCGGUGCGGCCCCGCGCGUGCCCAGACUGGCCGCGCUGGACGCUCCAGGACGUGGAGACGGCGAGCGACAGCGAGCUCUCCCCGCUGCUGGAGCAGGAGGACUCUGUCUCCAGCGUGGACCUCGACAUGGCAGAGCGGGGCCGGGACGUGGACACGGCGAGCGACAGCGAGCUGUGCCCGCUGCUGGAGCAAGAGGACUGCGUCUCCAGCGUCGACCUUGACAUGGCGGAGCGGGGUGAGCUGCGCGAGCAAGACCAAGACCUGAUCUGCUGCGCCCCGGGCAGGCAGCCAGAGAGCGCCUGGUGUGCGCGCGUGGCUCCGAGGGGUCCGCCUCGAGUGGCGUGGACUGAGCUGGGCGCGGCCGAUGACCGCCCAGAGGACUCGGUGGACUUCGCCGCACUCGGGGACGUCAACGAGGAGGGAGGCGACGCACGGAGCCCACUGCCGCUCAAAGCGACCAGCACAGGCUGGCCGAUUGGUACACGUGAGCACGCGGACAUCGUGGGCAAGCAGGACGACACCUGGGCGCAGCCCUGCCAGGGAUCGAUCGCGCCUGGCGGCGCUGCAGACCUCGACGCCGCAGAGCAGGGCAGGGCCUUCUCGCGUUCUGGCGUGGCCACGCUCCAGCGCGUAGACGUGCCCGUCGGCAUCCGGCCAGGUGCGACUGCGGACCGUGAAGGUGUUUCAGCCGCGAGCGAGCUUCGGUGCGGCAUGCAGGCCGCUGCAGGCGACAGUCAGGGUGGCAGCCCAGCGGAAGAUACCCUUGAACAGCCGGGGCCCUCGCUGGAGCACCGCCUCUGGAUCGUCGAGCAGAAGCUCGACCUGCUGCUGGCCAUCUCGGGGCGGCGCGCCAGGCAGCGGCGCCGCGUCGCCGAGGAGCGGGAGGGCAGCAGCGCCGCGAGGGCUCGCACGGCUCGGGUUCGGCGCUCGCUCCACUGCCCGCCCGAGCGCCGCGACACGGCCUCUGCCAGGCUCGUGCAGGUGGCGCGGCGAGUGCGUGGCAAGCACUCUGCCGCUGGGCGCGAGGCUGCCGCGGCGCUCGCGGACCUGGCUGCCGCGCUGGGCACGGUGGCGCCAGGGCGCGGCGCGGCAAGGGACGCGGCCACCAGCCCCGACGGGCCUGCAGAAGACGACGGCGCCUGCCAGCCCCAAGCGUGCCUGGGCGCGGACGCCCCUGUCGCGCCAGCAGCGGCGCCCACGACUGCGGCGGGGCGGGGGGGCACGGCACUUCUGGCCGGGGCGGAGCCAGGCCCCGCCGCAAUGGCGGCGCCCGCCCCCGCGGCGCCGGAUCCCGCGGGGCUCCCGGCGGCGCCCGGCGCCGCCGCGGCGGGGCCGGAGGACACUGCGCCUCUGGCGGGGGCCGAGCCUGGCCCCGCAGCGGCGGCGCCCGCGCCCGCGGCGCCGCAGCCCGCGGCGCUCCCGGCGGGGGCCUCGCCCGGCGCGGGAGCGGCGCGGCCGCCCGACGCCGCCGCGCCGCGGGCGGCCCCGAGGCCCGAGGACGUGGUGCUCAAGGUCCGCUGGGCCCGCGAGACCGUGCGGCUGCGCGUGCCCACCCUGGAGCUGCCCAGCGUCCGCAGCGCGGUCCUCGGCGCCGCCGGCGUGGACGGCGCGUCGCACGUGCUGUCGGCCGCGGGCGGCGACGGCGAGGCGCUCCCCUCGGAGCCCGAGGCGCGCGCCGAGCUCACCGAGGCCUCCUGGUCGGGCCUGCUGCGGAGCGCGGCGGCGAGCCGCCCCGGAGCCUCGGGCGCAGCAGCCCGGCCGCCAGUGGUGGUGCGCCUGGAGCUGCGGCGGGCCGCGGCGGCGCACGCAACGAGGUCGUCCCAUGACUUCGACGUGUACAUAGAUGCCGCCCCGACCGCGGGGGCGAGCCAGCAGGAUCGCUGA